AGUUUUGGAGUGGAUGUCAGAAACAAUGGCGGAGACAGAAGUCAAAUCUGAGAAUACAGAGCAGCCAAGAGAGCUCGUCAGAGGUGUCUUGUCUCCAAAAUUCACUGCUGGACCCCACGGACUAGGUGAUCCUGAUGACAAAUCUCUAAGGAAACUGGAAAAACAGGUGCUCAUUCCCCAGAAAAUACGGCAGAAAACGAGAACUGAGAAAUGCGUGGACGAGGUUAGAGCCUUUACCGAAUGUGGGAAAGAGGCUGGUCUCCUAGUCUGGCUAGACUGCAGAGACGCUAACAAAAAGCUAUGGGAUUGUGCAGAAAAAUGGUUCUACGACAAGGAUUUUGUUGCCCAGUGUACAGAGGAAUAUCUCAACGAAAGGAGUGAAUACAGAAGGACUGGAGUUGGCGUCAAGUACAUGAAACGAAAGCACUCGGCGAUGUUUUAAUUUAAUAAAUUAUGUUCUACUCGUAAAAAAAAUUACAAGCUGAAAUAUUCAGUUUAUGUACAUAACUA
Fopius arisanus is the source of this 510-nucleotide messenger RNA. RefSeq names its product COX assembly mitochondrial protein homolog. Bases 14 to 442 code for a protein of 142 amino acids. The record is from RefSeq and is a predicted model, not a curated record. The transcript is spliced from 3 exons. NCBI's taxonomy places the organism in Eukaryota, Metazoa, Arthropoda, Insecta, Hymenoptera, Braconidae.